This is a messenger RNA of Penicillium atrosanguineum, 1278 nucleotides long. Its product is annotated as sporulation protein. The transcript has 4 exons. The coding region runs from base 1 to 1278 and encodes 425 amino acids. Gene Ontology annotation, molecular function: FAD binding. NCBI's taxonomy places the organism in Eukaryota, Fungi, Ascomycota, Eurotiomycetes, Eurotiales, Aspergillaceae. The record is from RefSeq and is a predicted model, not a curated record.
AUGUCUGAGUCAAGCUCAUUCAAGGUUAUCAUUAUUGGCGCUGGCCUGGCAGGGUCCUUGCUUGCUAAUGGACUUCUUAACAAUAAUGUCCUCUUCACAAUCUAUGAGCGAGAGGCAGAGAACUCCAAGCGAGAAGGCUAUCAAAUCCGAUUGGGAGACUCCGCUGUAACCGGUUUCAAAGCGUGUCUACGAGACGAGGAUUUUAACGCAAUUAUUCAAAAGUUCGGAAAAUCUGCUGCUUCGGGAGCCGCAGCGCCAUGUAUCUACACAAGCCAGUUCCGACCUGUUCUGGAUCUCACCAGCUUGCCCACGUAUUCGAAAUCCUUCGCAAUCAAUCGGGUAAUCUGUCGCAACUUGCUUCUCAACCCUGUGAGACUAAGUGGAAACAUCCGCUAUGAAAAAUCAUUUGCCGCUUAUGAGAUCAUUCAUGUCGCUUACAGUGGCAGUGAAAAAGUAAGGGUCAUCUUUACUGACGGAACAUCCGACGAAUGUGAUGUUUUAAUUGGAGCCGAUGGCAGCGGCUCACGGGUCAACAAAGCACUUGGUCUCAAGAAUCUGGUGGAUAUCGACACACAUUGGUCCUUUUUGGCCAAGGGAAGCCUUACAAAAGACCGAUUGAAUGAGCUUCCCGUUCAGCUUCAAAAAGGGCCAAUCAUAGUGUUCGCAAAAGGAGUGUCCUUUUUCUAUGCCUUAUACAUGCCCGCAAAGCGCGACGCGGACAAGUCUGCCAGCGAUUAUAUGGACUAUGAUGAGACAGAGGCCUCAUUCUACUGGGGACUGAAUAUCCCUAAAUGUCUAUCAACGAAAUACCAAGACUAUGCAAACAUUCCAAACCGCCUAGAAUUCUGCCUCGAAAUUAUCCGCGACUGGGCACCAGAACUGAAAUUUUUAAUCACGACAGGCCAAGAUGAUGCGCUAUCCUCUGAUAUUUACAUCACCCCCUUGCGAGCGAGUACCAAGCCCACGGAGGACUGGCGAGUGCGACUACAGAAGAAAAUACAAGGAGGGAAACAGGAAGAAGGGCACCAUCGUGUCUGGCUUUUGGGUGAUGCGGUGCACGCAAUGCAGCCAAAUAGAGGCAUGGGCGGAAAUCAAGCGAUGCAUGACUGUGCCGACAUCCUCCCAUAUCUGCUCGAACUGAACAGUACUGCCGCUAGCGGGAGGCCCCCCACAGGCGAAGAGAUCUCUUCAGCGUGUGCAAAGUAUGAAUCGACAAUGAUUGAGCGAGCUUUUACCUGGGUUUCGAAAAGCGGGGGGAACUUCGAUGCUGGUGCGUGA